CGCCUUUUGCUCAAAGUUCCGCGGUGUGUCAACACGAAACAUGUGCGUGAAACACGGAAGUCAACUUAUUAAAUCGCAUAUCUGUAACGUAAUAACAUAAAUAUAGCUUUUUGCUUAUGUAAGUGUUAGUUUUAUAGUAUGCGCGCGAAGGUAGAUUGUCACGUCCGUCAGGAAAUACGCGCCUAAAGUCCCCCAGUUGCUCAGGCUUGUCAGGACAUGGCCGCUCACUGUGGAGAUGUGAUGCCACUCUAGUGAUGGAGAGAUGAAGACGGAGGUGCCAGAUUCAUCUCUCCUUCAUUCUCACUAUUUGGGGCAGGGGCUGAUGGGAAAAAAGGGGGAAUAGAUGGAGAGAGAAGAGAAAAAACAGACUGAGAGGAAAGAGUGGCCGGCCCCACCUGAUGAGGAAGGAGAUGCUGAUAGUUUUACAAAUAAAAGAAGGGCGAUGCUGAUGGAGACGGCUGCUGGACCAGAUUUUUUCGGGAAGCUGGAGACGGAGGAUAGUCCACCGUUAGGAGUCUCUCUUUGCUCUGAGCACACAGACACCUGGGCUCCGUCCAUCGUGUCGUCCUCUUCCUCCUCUCUGCCCUGUCUCUCUCCUCCUCUUCCUCCGUCGGUGGGUCUGGACGGUGUGCUGGUGGAGGAGCGGCUGGUGCUGGACGUGUAUCGGGGUGGAGCAGAGGUGCUUCCGGUGUUCUGGGAGUUUGUUCAGGAGCGGAUGAGAGGCCUGCAGUAUCUCAGACUGGGCUCAGAGGACGAGGGGGCACUAGAGAGAGCAUUGAGGGUCCUGCCCCGACUGACACAACUGCGCUCUCUGGCCAUCAGAGGUUGUCGUUUUCAUGAUCCUCAGGGCGAUCCUCUGCCCGGUCUCCUCUCCUCUCUGCCAGACUCUGUCUCUUCUCUGUCUCUCCUCGUCCACCUCGAUCUCUCCUUUAAUCGUUUCUCUUCUCUUCCUUCAUGUCUUCUGUCUUUCUCUCAUCUCUCUGAGCUCCUGCUGUGCCACAACAAUCUGACGACUCUACCGGAGGGCAUUGGAGCUCUGGCAUCCCUGCGGCGGGUGAGUCUGCUUGGGAACCGUCUAGUGGAUCUGCCCCAGGAUCUGGGCCUCCUCUGCGGGCUGGAGGAGCUGGACGUGUCCUUUAACCUGCUGGAGAAACUUCCAGAUGAACUGGGCCAACUGCAGAACUUACAGCGGCUGGAGCUGUCAAAUAACAGAUUAAGAUCUCUGCCAGAGACGCUGGGGUCUCUGCGCUCUCUGAGGCAGCUGCUAAUCCAGAGUAAUGAUCUGAGGAGUGUUCCUGACUGUUUACACUCACUUCCGAUGCUUGACAAGCUGGAUGUGAGGAACAACCCGCUGGGGCGCCCGCCAACACCACCUCCGCUUGCCCAACUCACCCCAGUUGUGGAAGAUUCUGAAAUCCCAGAGCUACAUCUUGGAUUCAAUCAACACAGUUUUCAAGUGUCUCCUGCUGGCUGUCACGUGUUUCUUCCUGGAGGGGCGGAGCUCUUGUUUCCAAGGCAAUGUGUAGGUGUGGUCACUCAGCUUCAGUGGGCAGAGAAGAGGCCGGACAGGAAGUGGGUGUGGCUAGAGGAGCAUGAUGUGCUGUUGAGUCGCCAGCUGGAGCUCCGCCCACACGGAGCCACAUUUGAGAAGCUGGUUGGGGUGUGUAUUCCCUAUCGUAAAACACGGAAAGGUGACGUGGUGGUUCGCAGGUUUGAUGGUCAGUCUUGGACGACACUGACCACCAUGACCAGAAGAGGAAGUGACAAACACAGCUGCAGGCCUGGAGGACGUCCUGCACGGCUGGCCUGCUGCAGUGUGUCUCAGUUCUCCUGGUUUGUGGCCGUGUGUUGUCCAUUCCUGGACAGUUGCAGUGUGUCUCCAGAGGGGGCGCUGCUUGUCUCUCAAUGCGACCCGGGGAUCAAACUCAGUUUCCCUCCAAACUGUACAGCGGAGACGCGCACCGUCACACUGCAGGUUCUGCAGGUGGCUCUGUCUGAGGUGCAGGAUCUGGCUGGAGACCCUCAUGCCAGUGCUGGUCCACUGCUGCGUCUCUCUCAAACUCCCAGCAUGCACUUCCUUCAGCCAAUCAGAGUGCAAGUUCCUCUCCCACCUGGAGUGACAGGACACAUGUUGGACCUGUCCCGUCUGCACCUGAUGCAUGGCGACCCCACGGCCCACACCUGGACAGACGUCACCGCUCAAGUGUCCCUGUACGUCACACACAUCUACGCCGUCUUCUUCAUCACACACUUCUCAUGGUACUGGUUGUGGUACACCACUCACAGGUGUGUUAGCGGAGUGGUCAGAAAGAUGUAUCGCCGAUUGAAACAGUUUCGGGUUCGAUUCCUGGCGCUACAGAGGAAAAACGACCCAGAGCAGAUUCUGCUGCAGUGCCUGCCAUCUGACAAGGCUGAAAGCCGGCUGGAGUCUCUGGCGGAUCAGUAUGAAGGCCCUCAGCCGUCUGAGCUGUGUGUCCUGCUGGAGGGAGAGCAGUUUUUCGCUGGCUUUGAGAGAGGCAUUGACAUCAACUCAGACCGUCCAGACUGUAAAGAUGGCAGACUCUCGUUCACCUUUUACUCUCACCUGAAGAACAUUAAAGAGGUCUACGUGUGCGCGACCCACCCGGUCCAGACCACUGUUAGAGGACAGGUGUCUUUUUACCGGGGUGAAGUGCCUAGUGAUCUUCCAGAGGAAGUGGCCAGAAAAAGAAAAGGUCACGAUGACCAGUGGAUGGCGACACUUCCUCUGCGGAUUCCUAUUAUUGUGCAUAUGAUAAAAUGGUCAACUCAUCUGGAAUCAUUUGUGAAACAGAACUCAGAGAUUGACGGGAGCAUCUCAGGUGAGCUGAAUCUGGGCGACCCAGAAAGCGGAUACCUGACCCAGACCAACCUGCUGUCCAUCUCCUUGCGCAUCAACCAGGAGUGGCAAAACAUCGGCAUCAACCUGGGCAUGAGCUACGAGCAGCUGGAGCGCAUCCGCCACCAGCACAGGGAUAACUUCGGGGCGCAGGUACUGGCGAUGCUCUUUCAUUGGGCUAGAGGGCAGCAGGGGGCGGGGCCUGGGGCGGUGCAGCGGCUAAUGACAGCGCUGGUGGACAGUGGUAGGCGGGACUUGGCAGAGGAAGUAGAGGACAUAGUGACUCUGGGGAAGAGGAAGUAUGAAGAAUCACUAAAGAGAGUCGGGCUGGAGACACCGGUUACAUCUACAGAGCCUCAGUCCAGCUGAGACACACACACAACAUACUGUGCAUUCAUUGAGACUGUCUGUCUGAAUGAAUGAGGUCAGACGCCUCUCAAUAAGUCCAGCAGGUGUGUUUUAUUCAUUGUGGGACAUGUAGGAUUUUCACACUGUGCCAAAUGAGCCAUGAAUGUUUCUUACAUUGGUUUUAAUGUUUAAAUUAUCAAAAUAAUUUAUGUGGAUGAAUCUUGUGCAGCCUUGGAAAAAAGGUAAUAUUUUACACCUAAAAACUAAAUAUGCACACACAUAUGUUGGGUUUGGUGGUUAAUGAGGACUCUCCAUACUCUCCAUGGCUUGAAUGGAGAAACCACCUUUAUAGAGUACGACUCAGUCAUACCCAAGUAAUUAUACUAUUUUGUGUCCUUGUAAACUACAUUAGAGCACAUCUAAAUCAAACUAAAUAUACACACAAACACACUUAUGUUGGGUUUGGUUGUUUAUGAGGACACUCCAUACAUUAUAAUGUAUUUUAUACUGUAAAAAAACACUUAUUUUAUGACCGUAACCCAUCACUACCUCUAAACCCAACCCUCACAAGAAACAUGGCCAAGUUUGAAUGUCAAAAAACAAACAGUUAAGCAUCAUUUGUAUCUGUUUAACAUUACAAGGACAUGGCUUGAAUGGAGAAAACACCUUAAUAAGAGUAUGACUCAGUCAUACAUAAGUAAUUAUACUAUGCUGUGUCCUUGUAAACUACAUUAGUGCACAUCUAAAUCAAACUAAAUAUACACACAAACACCCAUAUGUUGGGUUAGGUGGUUUAUGAGGACUCUCCAUAGGCAUAAUGUACUUUGUACUUUAAAAAACACUUAUUUUAUGCCCUUAACCCACCCCUACCCCUAAACCCACAUGGAAACAUGGGCAAUUUUGAAUGUCAAAAAACCCUGGUGAGCAUGACUUUUAAGCAUUUAACAUGGCUUGAUUAGAGGACAUGGCUUGAUUAGAGAAACCUAAACCUAAAUCAAACUAAAUAUACACUCAAACACAGAUAUGUUGGGUUUAGUGGUUUAUGAGGACUCUUCAUAGGCAUAAUGUGAUUUAUACUGUAAAACACACUUAUUUUAUGAACUUAAACCCCCCUUACCCCCAAACCCAACCCUCACAAGAAACAUGACCAAGUUUGAAUGUGAAAAACCCCUGUUAAAGAGAAUUAUUUAUUGAUGUACCCAUUGUAUGUUAAUAACGUCUACCCCAACCCUACAUCCAACACUGACAGUAACGUAAAAACAGUAACUAUACCAAGUAUUAUUAUUAUUUAUGAGGACUCUCCAUAGGCGUAAUGUGAUUUAUACUGUAAAAACUCUUAUUUUAUGACUUUAUUCAACUCCUACCCCUAAACCCAAACCUCACAGGAAACAUGGCCAAGUUUGAAUGUCAUAAAACCCUGGUAAGCAUGACUUUUAAGCAUUUAACAUUACAAGGACAUGGCUUGAUUAGAGGAACCACCUUAAUAGAGUACGACUCAGUCAUGCCUAACUAAUUUUACGAUUUUGUGUGUUUGUAAACUACAUUAGUGCACAUCUAAAUCAAACUAAAUAUACACACAAACACAGAUAUGUUGGGUUUGGUGGUUUAUGAGGACUCUUCAUAGGCAUAAUGUGAUUUAUACUGUAAAACACACUUAUUUUAUGCCCUUAACCCACCCCUACCCCUAAACCCAACCCUAACAAGAAACAUGACCAAGUUUGAAUGUGAAAAACCCCUGUUAAAGAGAAUUAUUUAUUGAUGUACCCAUUGUAUGUUAAUAACGUCUACCCCAACCCUACAUCCAACACUGACAGUAACGUAAAAACAGUAACUAUACCAAGUAUUAUUAUUAUUUAUGAGGACUCUCCAUAGGCGUAAUGUGAUUUAUACUGUAAAACACACUUAUUUUAUGACCUUAUCCAACUCCUACCCCUAAACCCAAACCUCACAGGAAACAUGGCCAAGUUUGAAUGUCAAAAAACCCUGGUAAGCAUGACUUUUAAGCAUUUAACAUUACAAGGAUAUGGCUUGAUUAGAGAAACCACCUUAAUAGAGAACAACUCAGUCAUGCCUAACUAAUUUUACGAUUUUGUGUCCUUGUAAACUACAUUAGUGCACAUCUAAAUCAAACUAAAUAUACACACAAACACAGAUAUGUAAGGUUUGGUGGUUUAUGAGGACUCUUCCUAGGCGUAAUGUGUAUUUUACUGUAAAACACACUUAUUUUAUGCCCUUAACCCACCCCUACCCCCAGACCCAACCCUCACAAGAAACAUGGCCAAGUUUGAAUGUGAAAAAAAACCUGUUAAAGAGAAUUAUUUAUUGAUGUACCCAUUGUAUGUUAAUAACAUCUACCCCAACCCUACAUCCAACACUGACAGUAACGUAAAAACAGUAACUAUACCAAUUAUUAUUAUUAUUUAUGAGGACUCUCCAUAGGCGUAAUGUAUUUUAUAUUGUAAAAACUCUUAUUUCAUGACUUUAUCCAACUCCUACCCCUAAACCCAAACCUCACAGGAAACAUGGCCAAGUUUGAAUGUCAAAAAACCCUGGUAAGCAUGACUUUUAAGCAUUUAACAUUACAAGGACAUGACUUGAUUAGAGAAACCACCUUAAUAAAUACAACUCAGUCAUGCCCAACUAAUUUUACAAUUUUGUGUUCUUGUAAACUACAUUAGUGCACAUCUAAAUGAAACUAAAUAUACUCACAAACACAGAUAUGUUGGGUUUGGUGGUUUAUGAGGACUCUUCAUAGGCAUAAUGUGAUUUAUACUGUAAAACACACUUAUUUUAUGACCGUAACCCACCCCUACCCCCAGACCCAACCCUCACAAGAAACAUGGCCAAGUUUGAAUGUCAAAAAAAACUCUGUUAAGCAUGACUUUUAAGCAUUUAACAUUACAAAGACAUGGCUUGAAUGGAGAAAGCACCUUAAUAAAUACAACUCAGUCAUACCUAAGUAAUUAUACUAUUUUGUGUUUUCUUAAAUUAGUACUACAUUAGUACACAACUAAAUGAAAAUGUAUCAUAAAUAUACACACAAAGACAUAUAUGUUGGGUUUGGUGGUUUAUGAGGACUCUCUAAACGUAAUGUACUUUGUACAGUAAAAAAAACACUUAUUUUAUGACUUUAACCCACCUCUACCCCUAAACCCAACCCCCCAUAGGAAACAUGGCCAGGUUUGAAUGUAAAAAACAAACAGUUGAUCAUGAUUCUAAGCGUUUAACACUACAAGGACAUGGCUUGAAUGGAGAAACCACGUUAAUAGAGUAUGACUCAGUCAUAUUUAAGUAAUUAUACUAUUUUGUGUCCUCGUAAACUACAAUAGUGCACACACACAACAUUGAAAAAUAAUCAAGAGAUCACUUUUUACAUUUUUUUUUUCUGGAUUAGGUUUGGGUUUAAGUAGAAUGAUAAUAUAUAGCUUAUUCUUUUAAAGUCAGAUGACGUUUAUUCAACAUUUAAAUCAAAUAUUGUUAUUAAGAGAUCCCCCCCCCCCAGAAAAUAACAGUGAAAUAACAAUGUUUUUAUUUGAAUUGUAUCAAAAAUUGAUUUCGUAACGCUAACGAAAUGAAAACAUUCAUGUUGUGUCAGUGGUUUACAACAUUUUUCUAAAUAUCUUCUUUUGUGUACAACAGAAGAAACUCAAGCUAGUAAAAAGUAAAUGACAGAAUUGUCAUUUUUAGGUGAACUGUCCCUUUAACGAAUGCACAAAUCCUGAGGGACGUAACGCUAGACUACUCUUUUCUAUUUAUUAUUUAUUUUGUUGCGGUUUGACCAGGAAGUGUUCACAUCCCUGCCAGCACAGCACAAUAAAACUCUGCACGAUCCAAAAUCAAUUAAAUUAUUAAAUCAGUGA
Molecule: messenger RNA, 7065 nt
Organism: Danio rerio (zebrafish)
Lineage: Eukaryota; Metazoa; Chordata; Actinopteri; Cypriniformes; Danionidae
Source: RefSeq, a predicted model, not a curated record